CUCUUUGUUGGAUGCGUGCUGUGGAUGACAACCGUCCAGCUCGUCGCAAGAACAGCAGCAGCGACGGAAGCAGCGGAGGUGUUGUUGGAGUGUCUAUCGUCGCAGCAGAGGGGAGAGAGAAGCGAGCAGGAGGAAGGAGAGGGGAAGUAUUUACGGUUACCAUCCAAGCAUGGCUCCUCAAACGACAGCAUCAUGCACUGGGUCCACUCUGUUGCAGCCUAUCAGCGACAUAAUAAACCUCCCCGUCGACCAGGUCAACUUUGUGGCGUGUCAGCUAUUCGCCCUGCUGAUGGCUGUGUGGUUUCGGAUCUAUCUCCAUCCAGAUAAAACCAGUCCCUUCAUCAGGCAUUUUGUGGCAACUCUUCUGGGCUUCUACUUGGCUCUCUUCUGCUUUGGCUGGUAUUCUCUCCAUUUCCUGGUGCAGAGCGGUCUGUCCUAUGGUGUGAUGAUAUUUGCCAGUUUGGAGCACAUGCACAAGUACUGCUUCAUCGUGACACUCGGUUACCUGAUAUGCUGUCAGAUCACAAGAGUCUAUGUUUUUGACUACGGCAUGUACUCUGCAGAUUUUACGGGACCCAUGAUGGUUAUAACACAGAAGAUCACCAGCAUGGCAUUUGAAAUUCACGACGGUAUGACCAAACGGGAAGUGCAGCUGACUUCCAGUCAAAAAUACCUUGCUAUCAGCCGUAUGCCUAGCCUGCUGGAGUAUCUGAGCUACAACUGCAACUUCAUGGGCAUCCUGGCAGGGCCGACGUGUUCCUACAAGGAAUACACGGCCUUCAUCGAAGGGACGAGCUAUCAGCAGCUGCAGCUGAAGAACGCCGACGGCAAGGAUGUGAAGCUGAUCAAGACCGAGCCUUCACCAAAGAAUGCUGUCAUCUCCAAGUUGUGCACAUGUGCCAUCUGUCUGGUCAUCUAUCUGUCACUGUACAAGCUGCUCCCCGUGGACUACUCCAUAAAUGACAGCUUUGUCAGUUCAGCGCCUUUUUAUCUCCAGGUCACCUACCUUUACCUGGCAAUGUUGGCUUUGAGGCCAAAGUACUACUUUGUGUGGACUCUUGCUGAUGCCAUCAACAAUGCUGCGGGAUUUGGUUUCAAUGGCUACAACAAAGAUGGCUCCCCACGGUGGGACCUGAUUUCUAAUCUCAGAAUUCUGGACAUAGAGUUUGCCACAAGUUUUAAGCUGUUUCUAGAUAACUGGAAUAUUCAAACAGCUCACUGGCUCAAAAGGGUUUGUUACGAGCGAUGUCCCGUCAACCCCACAGCAGCCACCUUCCUGCUGUCCGCCAUGUGGCACGGGGUGUACCCAGGCUACUAUUUAACCUUUGUUACUGGCAUCGGCAUGACCAUGGCUGCUCGUGCGGUAAGGCACAACAUCAGGCCAUACUUUCUGGCCUCCGACUUAUCCAAGUUCAUCUAUGAUGUCCUGACGUGGGUGUGCACGCAGGUUGCCAUUUGUUACACUGUAGUACCGUUUGUCUUACUCGCUGUAGGACCCUCGCUCAAAUUCUACAGCUCCUGGUAUUUUUCCCUCCACCUUUUGUGUCUGCUCAUCACACUGGUCCUGCCUGUCAAAUCAAAACGCCGGCAGACCCAGGAGCAGCAGAACGACCCUCAGAAGGACGUCACACAUGGCAACCAGAUGGAUCACAACAGCACAGACAACAACUGCAACCAGAAAGACAAGGCCACAUGAGGCCUGGGAAUGCUGAUAACUGGAGUGUGUCGGGUCUGUUUACCUGACUAAAAAAACCCAACUCUAAACAGAAAAUAAAAAUCCUGUCGAGGCUUUUCGAAGCAAGGAUGACCGCAGUCACACAUGGAUGAGAAAUGGCGAAGAAACAAUAGCCACGGUUUAAACUAACGUUACUGUAAUGAUUAAAGUAAAUAAAUACAUAAAAGGACUUCCAAGCUGCCUUAAACCUUCGAUGUACUCUGGCUGGCUGCAGGAACACUAAAAGCAGUAAUUAUCCGGUGUGGUAUUGUGAUUUUUGGACCUUCGGAAUGUGGAGGGUUUUUGUUGUCUGGAUACAAGCAUCUGUUAGGUGGGAGGAGAGAAACUGAACGGAUAAAGAAACCGAAGCUUCGUCAGCUGCCAAUUUUAAACAGGCCUUAGGAUCUUCGCUUUUUUUCUUUUUCCAAUUUCUGUCCUUUUAAACUAUUUUAAAAGAAUUUCACAUUUAAUUGGAUCAUUAUUUGAAUAUUUUAACACUAUUUGGAUGCAUUCUUGAUGCUUGGUUUAGUUUCUGACUGACAGAAUUAAGAAAUGAAAUUUAAAUAUUAUUCAUCUCCUUUGUGUGAAUCUUUUUCAUUUUUGCUGCAUUUUGAUCAUUUGUAUUAACUUCAGCUAAACAAUUGUUUCAAAGGGAGUUGAUUAACUCUUUGGGUAUUUUUUUAAAGGUUUGAAAAACGAAGCGAUAUCUUAUAUUUCUUCACAUUUGUCACAGGACGGCUUUUCUCUGUAGACAAAUGAAUUAUUUUAUGAAAUGAAGAUAAAAGAAGUUCUAAAUAAAAUAUAGAAUACCAGUGUUAUUUAAAGCCAUGUGGAAUCAUGUCAUUUUAGUCAAAAUAACACAUAUCCAGGCAACAAAUGGUUUUAAUGUGAAAUUAGCAUUUGUUUGUGGGGAAAUCUGAUGUUUGUGUUGCUGUGUGUGACAUAAUGUACAAAUUCAAAGAUCUAGACCAGCUUUAGUGGUUAAACUGACCUAAUUUUAUAUUAUGUGCUCUUAAUAUUUUAUUAGGGGACAUUUCAGGGUGCAUUUACUGUAUGUUGUGAGAGACACCGGUUCCUUCUUUUUUUUUUUUUAUGUAAGCCUUUCAGAUCAUCAAUUUUUAUUUUUACAACCUAAAGGCAUUCAAACAGGUCCUUCUGUUGGAUUUUAUUUUUUUUAUAUAAAUGUAAAACGGAAUUGGUUUGGAAAUUGUGAAGCAGAGCAGGUUUAGCUUCUUACUGUUGCUUAAAUACUAAAACGAUAUGUUUCUGUAUCUGUUAGAGCUGAUAUUUCUGGAGGUUUUUGGUUCUUAUUUCUAUAAAAAUAGUGAAUUAAUAAGAUUUUUUUAUUUUAUUGAGGAAAAAAAUCAAGUCAGCAGAAAUGAGCUCUUACAUAUGGACCUCUUGGACUUUCUAACAUUCACAUAUUCCUGCCAUCGCUUGUGUGUCUGUGUUUGUGUGUGUCUGUGCGUGCACCGUUACCUCUGAUGGUAAUUGUGAUUCGAGGAGAAUCAUAUUUGUAGCCCAGGCCGUGUGGGCCGAUUUAAGAUGAGGAUGUCUAACAAACUACAAAAAUGGCAACCAUUGCACUGCAUGGCAACCCAAACCAGCAGAUAAAUGCAAACUGCUCCAUAAUGUCCAAAGUGCCAAAUUACAAAUGGCGCAUUAUUUGUGUGCGGAAUGUGUUUGUGUGCGUGUGUAUUUUUGUGUUGGAAGGAAGAUUAUUGAAAGGAUAUUUGUAUUACAGUACAUUAAAAUGAUUUAUGUGGCAAAAUAAAGAGAACUUAUUUUUAAACACUAA
Messenger RNA from Nothobranchius furzeri (turquoise killifish), 3512 nucleotides. RefSeq names its product membrane bound O-acyltransferase domain containing 2a (gene mboat2a). Gene Ontology annotation, biological process: lipid modification. The record is from RefSeq and is a predicted model, not a curated record. Gene Ontology annotation, molecular function: acyltransferase activity. Gene Ontology annotation, cellular component: membrane. NCBI's taxonomy places the organism in Eukaryota, Metazoa, Chordata, Actinopteri, Cyprinodontiformes, Nothobranchiidae.